Phialemonium atrogriseum is the source of this 1074-nucleotide messenger RNA. Its product is annotated as kinase-like domain-containing protein. The coding region runs from base 1 to 1074 and encodes 357 amino acids. Gene Ontology annotation, biological process: osmosensory signaling pathway; stress-activated MAPK cascade; cellular response to oxidative stress. NCBI's taxonomy places the organism in Eukaryota, Fungi, Ascomycota, Sordariomycetes, Cephalothecales, Cephalothecaceae. The record is from RefSeq and is a predicted model, not a curated record. Gene Ontology annotation, cellular component: nucleus; cytoplasm. Gene Ontology annotation, molecular function: ATP binding; MAP kinase activity. The transcript is spliced from 8 exons.
AUGGCCGAGUUCGUACGAGCGCAGAUCUUCGGCACGACCUUCGAGAUCACCUCGAGGUACUCCGACCUGCAGCCUGUUGGCAUGGGCGCCUUCGGCCUGGUUUGCUCUGCCCGCGACCAGCUCACCAACCAAAAUGUCGCCAUCAAGAAGAUCAUGAAGCCCUUUAGCACUCCUGUCUUGGCCAAGCGUACCUACAGAGAGCUGAAGCUUCUCAAACACUUGAAGCACGAGAAUAUCAUUUCUCUUAGCGAUAUCUUCAUCUCACCGCUUGAGGAUAUUUACUUUGUCACCGAACUUCUGGGUACCGACCUCCACAGGCUUCUCACCUCACGGCCGCUCGAGAAGCAGUUCAUCCAGUAUUUCCUCUAUCAGAUCAUGCGCGGCCUCAAAUACGUGCAUUCCGCAGGAGUUGUGCACCGCGACCUCAAGCCAAGCAACAUCUUGGUCAACGAGAACUGCGACUUGAAGAUUUGCGACUUCGGACUGGCACGAAUCCAGGAUCCUCAGAUGACGGGAUAUGUGUCGACACGAUACUACCGCGCGCCCGAGAUCAUGCUCACAUGGCAAAAAUACGAUGUGGAGGUGGACAUCUGGAGCGCUGGAUGCAUCUUCGCCGAGAUGCUGGACGGCAAGCCGCUGUUCCCCGGCAAGGACCACGUCAACCAGUUUUCCAUUAUUACGGAGCUCCUGGGCACUCCUCCAGACGACGUGAUUAACACAAUCGCUAGUGAGAACACGCUGCGAUUCGUCAAGUCUCUGCCCAGGCGGGAGCGGCUGCCACUUAAGAUCAAGUUCAAGAAUGCAGAUCCCACCGCCAUCGAUCUCCUCGAACGGAUGCUUGUCUUCGAUCCCAAGAAGCGGGUAACUGCCACCGAGGGUCUCUCACAUGAAUAUCUAGCCCCGUACCACGAUCCUACCGACGAACCUAUCGCCGAGGAGAAGUUCGACUGGAGCUUCAAUGACGCUGACUUGCCCGUCGACACAUGGAAGAUCAUGAUGUACUCCGAGAUUCUUGACUACCACAACGUCGAAGUCAAUGUUGCGCAGAUGGAGGAUCAAUUCAACGGCCAAUGA